AUGAGUAACUCUACAAGUUCGACGACUUCAUCAGACGGUUGCGUUGUAUGUCCCACUACACCAGCCUGUCCCACUUGUGAUGACGAUGAAUAUUGUGUCAUGACAUCUCUAACAUGUUCUAAAUGCCCAACAACCUAUUGUUCACCUCGAUCAUCUAGUCAGUUUAGUUCUUUGAACAAUUCUACCAGUACCACUAGUACUAAUUCUAGUGAUAAUGGAGGUACGAAUCAUACUACGAAGAUUGUGGUCGGUAGUGUCAUUGGUGGUAUUGCUGCAUUAGUACUUCUAGUUGGUGCUUUAGUAUACCAAUGGUAUUGGAAACCUCGUAGAAAGCACAGUCAAUUGAAAUUAAAAGAAGAUAUGAAUAUGUUUGGUGAUCAUAAUGGGAUUCAUGAUGAACUUGAUGAUGAAUUUACAGAUGAUGACGACGAGGAUGAAUAUACUGAUGAUGAUGAUGAAGGAAGAGGAAAUAAUAAUGAACGUAUGAAUGGUGGAGUUGCAUUAGAUUAUGAAGCACUUGAUGAAUUAACAAGUUUAAAUGAUUACGGUUAUAACAGAAAAGGAAAUACAAGUGGUGGUCAUCAUCGUCAACAUCAAUCACCAUCGGGAUCAGAAGAUAUAGUUCAAUUAAGAGAUUUAAGUAAUCAUAGUAGUUCCAAUAAUCUGCAAAGAAAUGCCAUUGGUGGUAAUCCACCUUGGAUAUCUGGUCGUCAUGGUUCAAAGGAUUCUCUACGUAAAUCGAUGUUAAUUCCUGGAAAUCGUACUAGUACUACGUCAACUAUUAGAACCAAUGCCUCUAAUGUGUUACCUAUCGCAUAUAUUCCAGGUGUUACUAGUGCAGGCCAUGGUGGAACCAUUGGAAGUGGUAAUAGUAAUAAUAACAAUCAUAAUUCAAGACGUACACCAACUUCUUUAAAUAGUAGUAAUAGUGCAUUAGGUCGUCUCAAUAAACCUGCACGUCAUCAAUUGGGUAAUGGUAGUGGUAGUAGUUUGAAUGUUGUUGGAGAUACUGGGUCUCAUAUUACAUUAGGCUCAUCAAUUUUGGGUGGAUUAGAUGAAGAUUUUGAUGAUAUGAGUAUUAAUAUGACAACAUCACUUCCAUCACAAGUUACAUCUCAACCACCCCAACAAGAAGAACAAAAUAUUAUUGAUAGAUCCGCUACAACCACAAUGACAUCUUUUGAACAAGAUAAUAAUACAUUAGAUGAAGCUACAGGAACAGAUUUAGAAAGUGCAAUGGAUACUAGUCUUGGUACUAUUAAGAUAGGUUUAGGUAAUAAUUUAAUGACAGCAAUCAAAGCCAAACCAAAAUUGAUCCAAAUCAAUGAAGAAGAAGAUACAGAUAACCAAUAUGAAUUAAAUGAAUACAACAAUGAUAAUAAUCAUGAAGAAGAAGAAAAUGAUGAUGAUGAUGAUGAUGAUGAUGGUAGUUUCUUAUUAGAUGUUGAAUUACCUUCAUCACUACGUAAUGAAACCAAUCCAUCACUUGAUCCAAAUCCAAAUCAAAUGCCAUCGACAAAUAAUGAAGAAUUUAAAAGUCCGUUCGAUGAUGCAUUCGAGAUAGACUCCGAAUGA
Messenger RNA from Maudiozyma saulgeensis, 1575 nucleotides. The record is from the annotation of a GenBank genome assembly. Lineage: Eukaryota; Fungi; Ascomycota; Saccharomycetes; Saccharomycetales; Saccharomycetaceae.